Echinostoma caproni is the source of this 1323-nucleotide messenger RNA. Lineage: Eukaryota; Metazoa; Platyhelminthes; Trematoda; Plagiorchiida; Echinostomatidae. The record is from the annotation of a GenBank genome assembly.
AUGGAUUCAGGUGCGCCGAGUAGCCCAAGUGAGAAGACUGUGCUGAACGACUACUGCAUUCAUGCGUCAUCUGUACGGCUGCCAUUCCUGGCAGCCGGCUUAGUGAAUUCAGCCGUUUCGGUGUUACUCGCCCAAUUAUCCACACGAUUUUUUGAACUCGCCCUGCUAGAUGUUCAGCCCACCUUAUCUGGCACUGCUGACGCACGAGAAGAAGCCCCACAUUCCGUUUCCAGCCAGUCGACAGGCGAUGCCGAUGAAAUAGUGUUGACCAAACCAGAACCGGUGGAGUGUGUCACACAAACCGGACACCCCAAUGUAACUGCACAGGCAGUAAAUGCAACAAAUGCGGAAAUUCCAACAACAUCACCAGUUCAGUUGUUGCGUGUUAAAGAAGAAAUGGAUUGUGCUCUGUCUGCAUUUCUGACCAAUUCCACAUUGGAACCGCUACGGCUUCCGGGCCAACCAAUCAGUGGGAUUGGUGCAACAACAGCAACAACAACGGCCACUUCAGCGGGAACUUUUGACAUCACCAAUCCAAGUUUAACCACUCCGGCCACCUCACGAAUGACCACAGUGGAUUUUAUGCAUCGUUACUACUGCAAUCAUCCCGGUUGUGGGAAAGUAUUUUUCAGUCGAAGCAGUUUUGUACAUCACAAGGAAAGUCACGGUGUGGUCAAACCGUUUCGUUGUUCAUUUACCGGUUGUAAUAUGACUUUUGCCAAUCAGGCAUUGUUGUUGGCUCAUUUGUGCACACAUGAUCCAUCUAGAUUACGCAAUCAGUACGCGUGUAACUAUCCGGAAUGUGGAAAAGUAUUUAUCUGUCACGAUCGUCUCUUGGAACACAUCCGUAUCCAUACAGGUGAACGUCCGUACGUGUGUGACUAUCCCGGAUGUUCGUAUCGUUUUGCACGUCGUGGCAACCUGUUUGCACACAAACGUGUCCAUCUGGAUAAGACUCAGCGUCGUCAAUACCACUGUAUUCAACCCGGUUGUGGUAAGACAUUUUUGUACAUGCGCAGCUUGACAGAACACAUGAAUGUGCACAUGGGCGAGAGACCGUACGCGUGUGAUUUUCCCAAUUGUGGUAAACGAUUCACGAGCAAGAGCUAUUUGCAUGCACAUCGCCGCAUCCAUUUGCGUUCGCCCUCGACCAGUACUUACCAUUUGCCCCAAGAUAGUGGUUUCAACCUGACCCCCGUGCCGAUUACCGUAACUGUCCCCGUACCGCCAAAUUCUCAGCCAAACACUGUGACAUUCCCCCCGGCAAGCCAAUCGGACACUUUUGUCAUGUCUUAUCCGUGCUACCCGGAUCAUCCAAUGUGA